CUCCUUCAACAACAACAGCUAGUCAGACACCUCGGUAGCUUUCUAGGAAACACAGCUACAACAUUCACGCUCUUUACACUGUUUUUGGUGUAUAUUAGUCGCUGUGUAUUAAACACACUUCUGUCCUAUGUACUUGUUGGCCCAUUUAAUUAUAUGUUUACGUUGUUUGUUUGUCAGGUAGCUGGUUUGCUAAAUUAGCUUAGAACUUGUCUUGUCGCUAAUGCUAACAUCUCCGACCAUGAGUUCACGAAGCUACUCUCCUCCUGAUAAAGAAGAGGAGGUCUGCUGGACGGAGAAAGAAGCUCUCGUCAAAGACGAGGAGGAAGAGAAGGAUGUUACAAUACAAAAACAAGUAGAGGGUGAGGCUGUUACCGUGAAAGAAGAAGAAAAAGACGUUUCAGUGAAAGAAGAGGAAGACGCGUUCAGAGUGAAAGAGGAGGAGGAUGUUAUAGUAAAAGAAGAGGAGGGGGAGAUGACUGUCACAUUGGAGGAAGAAGAGGAGGUUGGAGAUCUGUUUAACACCAGAGAGAGACGGGACUAUUGUGGAUCCUCUGGGGAGCCUCAACAACCUCAUGAUGCUGAAGAGGCAGAGAAGAGUCUCUCCAGAUCAGAACACCUCAACAAACACCCGCAGAGACCCACAGGGAAGAGAACUCACUGCUGCUCUGACUGUGGGAAGAGAUUCACCUCCUCAUCAGGCAUUACAAUUCAUCAGAGAAUCCACACAGGAGAGAAACCUUAUAUCUGUACUCAAUGUGGGAAGAGUUUUGCUACGUCUAGCCAUCUGACAUUACACCAGAGAACACACACAGGAGAGAAAUCUUAUAUCUGUGAUCAAUGUGGGAAGAGUUUUUCUGCAUCUAGCUAUCUGACUCUACACCAGAGAACACACACAGGUGAGAAACCAUAUAUCUGUGAUCAAUGUGGCAAGAGUUUUGUUCGAUCUGACCAGCUGACAUUACACCAGAGAACACACACAGGGGAGAAAUCUUAUAGCUGUGGUCAAUGUGGGAAGAGUUUUGGUCAAUCUGGAGAUCUGACAGUGCACCAGAGAACACACACAGGAGAGAAACCUUAUAGCUGUGAUCAAUGUGGAAAGAGUUUUGUUAGAUCGAGCCUUCUGACAUUACACCAGAGAACACACACAGGAGAGAAAUCUUAUAGCUGUGAUCAAUGUGGCAACAGUUUUACUACCUCUAGCUACCUGUCUCUACACCAGAUAACCCACACAGGAGAGAAACUUUUUUAUCUGUGAUCAAUGUGGGAAGAGUUUUGUUCGACCUGGCCAGCUGACAUUACACCAGAGAACACACACAGGAGAGAAACCUUAUAGCUGUGAUCAACGUGGGAAGAGAUUUGCCACAUCAGGCUCUCUGACUCUACACCAAAGAACACACACAGGAGAGAAAUCUUAUAGCUGUGGUCAAUGUGGGAAGAGUUUUGCUGCAUCGAGCAAUCUGACUCUACACCAAAAAACACACACAGGAGAGAAGCCUUAUAGCUGUGUUCAAUGUGGGAAGAGUUUUGGUCAAUCUAGCAUUCUGACUCGACACCAGAGAACACACACAGGAGAGAAACCUCAUAGCUGAUACCAAAUAUAAUCUGAUAAAAGAUCUCUGCUCAAAUAUCAGAACAUGUAUACAUGAUGGAGUUGUUUCAUGAUAUCAAUGAAUUAAUGUCACAAUGUAGAAUGUUUUAACAUUGUAGUUGGAGUGUUUGCCCCCUUAUCAAUUGAUUUCAACAUGAUAUCGAUGAGUGAUGACAAAUAAGUGUUGCAGUCCUUUGUUUAGCGACCCCUGAAUUUAAAUGCAUCUCUCCAAAAUGUAGCUGACUGUCUUCUGCAGGUUGUCCUCCAACCAGUGAGGUAAAAGAUAUCUCCCAUUUCCAUGUGUUUUUUUAGUUGUGUUCGUUUCAACAUCAGGUAGAACUGAUUCCCCCCUAAUCGACAUCAGUGAUUUAUUGCUACUUAUCAAAACAACAGCAUUUUUGGUGCUUGUGCAGUUUAUAAGGAACUUGUUUAAAAAAUACAAGUAAUAUGAUUAUUGUGGUAUAUUGUACAAUUUAUGUUUCGUUUUUCAAUUUAUCACAAACUGUUUCUGCAUAUUGGUUAUUGAUUUCGACACGUUUAAACUGUGACAUUGGCAAAAUGUUGUUGAUAAGACUUUGCCCGAAGUCCAAUAUAAGUUUGGUUUUAGUUGAAAAGAAAACAAUUAACUAUUUAAUUUCAACGUACUUGUAGCCUAUACACAUGGUCGCAGUAUAAUAAAUUGAGUCUAUAAUACAUUUUAUUAACAGUAUU
This is a messenger RNA of Oncorhynchus masou masou (cherry salmon), 2299 nucleotides long. Its product is annotated as gastrula zinc finger protein XlCGF17.1-like. Gene Ontology annotation, cellular component: nucleus. Lineage: Eukaryota; Metazoa; Chordata; Actinopteri; Salmoniformes; Salmonidae. The transcript has 2 exons. The record is from RefSeq and is a predicted model, not a curated record. Gene Ontology annotation, molecular function: DNA-binding transcription factor activity, RNA polymerase II-specific; RNA polymerase II cis-regulatory region sequence-specific DNA binding. Gene Ontology annotation, biological process: regulation of transcription by RNA polymerase II. The coding region runs from base 221 to 1255 and encodes 344 amino acids.